Laccaria bicolor S238N-H82 is the source of this 474-nucleotide messenger RNA. RefSeq lists its product as uncharacterized. The record is from RefSeq and is a predicted model, not a curated record. The transcript is spliced from 4 exons. Lineage: Eukaryota; Fungi; Basidiomycota; Agaricomycetes; Agaricales; Hydnangiaceae. The coding region runs from base 1 to 474 and encodes 157 amino acids.
AUGUUGGCAGAACAAGAGCUUCCACCACCACCCAGCCUGAAUUUACUAGAUCAAUAUGGAGCGUAUCCAUUUGCUGAAGACGAAACUUAUCAACAAGGCCUAGCAAGCAUCCUCGCAGGAAAUGCACUAGCUACGAAUCCGGAUCCAGAGGAGGUGCUUCGAAGGACACGGGUGUUUUACUUUAACAGGGUAACAGGCAGCUCGAUUUCGAUGGAUGAAGCCAGGGAAUAUGAGCGUACCCGUCAGGCGCCUUCAACUUUUCAAGCAUUUUCUGAACCCUCUCAUUCAAAUGAAGAGGGAGAAAUUCGCGUCUUGACCUUCGCUGAACUGAAAGAGUUAAUCGAGUCAGGCAAGAUGGACCAGAUACCCAAUAAUAAGGUUAUUUCAGAGGCGUUGAACGACGCCCCACCGAGCGAAUCAAUUGCCCCUAGCAAGAAGAAACCUUGGGAAAUCGUUACGAGCAACAGCGCUUGA